UUUUGUUGAAUAUGGUUGAAUAUAACAAGGCAACAAACUGGGAAGAGCGGCAACGCUGCACAGGGAGAGAAGGGGUAAUCCAGAAUUUUCUUGUACGUAGACAAGACGGUGUGGCGUAUGGUACUCUUGAGAGUAAUACACAGAUUCCUUUUGCUACAGUUUACUCAAAUUCGGGAAAAGUGAAUUGAACUGAUCUUCGGCGAUGGAAAAGGAUGGACGCCGCCAUGUUGGAUGGUGCCUUGAUGGCAGAAACUACGAAUCAUGGAAGUUCGGGAUGAAAUUGGCACUACAAAGUGAUGAGCUCUGGGGAAUUGUUGACGGGACUGAACAAAAACCUGAUGUGAGACGCAAUGAUGCCCAAGCCAUUGUGAAUGCAGCUGAUAUCACCAAUUGGGAGAAGAAAAACACCAGGGCAAUGCAGAACAUAUUCGGAGCCAUUAAAGAAGAACAAUCACGAAUCCUGAUGACCUGCAACUCAGCCAGAGAGAUGUGGAUCAAACUAGAAUCUGAGUAUGAAGAAGCUGCCGCUGAUAGCAUACCAUUAUUGUGGACCAAGUUUUAUGGGUGCACCUUUAGGCAAGGCCAGAGUGUCUCAAGUUUUUUGACAGAACUAGAGCAAAUUGCAUUUCGUCUGAAGAGCCUCAACAUAGCCAUUGAUGACGAACAAAUAAUGGCAAAAGUCCUCAUGUCACUACCUGCAGAAUUCCGUGUCUUUGGCUUUGCUUGGGAAAGUACACCCGUCGCUGAGAAGACUCUAAAAAGGCUCACGACCCGUCUCAUUACACUCGACAAGAGCAUGAGAAAUGAUGAAGAAAAACGAUCAACUCCUGAUGCAGCAUUUCUCAGUAAGAAUAAAAACGGCGCUGAACCACAUGAUGAAGAAUCAAGAGAACGUGCUCUACCUGCCCAGUUCGAUCGUGGAAAACGAGGCCAUCCUUCUCAUCAACAGUCUGGCGCAACGAAGGAAUGCUGGGAGUGCAAAUCGACGACGCAUGUCAGAGCUCAAUGUCGUAAAUACAAACGCCGGCGUGAAAAAGAGGAAGACGAAGCAGACAGGAUUGUCGAACAUAAGGAUUUCCGACACAAGGAUCGGUAUCUUUUCCAGCAUACUUUGUAUUGAUGUCAUUGUAUUGUCUUCAUGUCCUGUGUUUCCUCAGUUUGAGGGGAGGUGUUGAAUAUGGUUGAAUAUAACAAGGCAACAAACUGGGAAGAGCGGCAACGCUGCACAGGGAGAGAAGGGGUAAUCCAGAAUUUUCUUGUACGUAGACAAGACGGUGUGGCGUAUGGUACUCUUGAGAGUAAUACACAGAUUCCUUUUGCUACAGUUUA
Daphnia magna is the source of this 1329-nucleotide messenger RNA. RefSeq lists its product as uncharacterized. The record is from RefSeq and is a predicted model, not a curated record. The transcript is spliced from 3 exons. The coding region runs from base 203 to 1120 and encodes 305 amino acids. Lineage: Eukaryota; Metazoa; Arthropoda; Branchiopoda; Diplostraca; Daphniidae.